CCCAGCUCGGCUCUUAACACUGGGCUCACGCCGCAGGGGGAUGGAGACGGCUCCCUGUUCCUGAGCUCUGGGGGCGGCCACCCGGCCCCUGCCCCCCUCCCCCCUCCCCUCACCUGCUCCUCAAAUCCCAGCCUGGGAGGGAGACGGCAGAGGCAGCGACCCCCUCUCCAGCCCUCGACUUCCUUCUCCCUUGGCUGGCUCCCACCCCAGCCUCCCGGCCCCCCAGCCGGGCACCCCCCUCCUUGUCCUCAGCCCCCCGACCCGGGGAGAUUAUGAGGGAAGGAUGAGUCGGAUGCUCCGCUGGGUGUUGGUGGCUUUCGUCGUUUCCUUCGCUUUCUUCCCACAGCCUGGUCUUGGCGGGGUGGCUGGGCCAACAGGAGCCCUGCAGUGGGGGAAACAGCCCCGGGACAGGGGGCUGCAUGUUUCUGAGGUCACCCAUCCCAGCCGCCUGGUGGGGGAGAGCUCUGGGAGAGAGAUCACCAAACAAGAGCUGGACACUAGAGCCCGCAAGGAGCCCCCUGGGGGCCCGCCUGUCCACCUGGCCCAGGUGAGCUUCCUCAUACCUGCCUUUGGUUUGAACUUCACCUUGGAUCUGGAGCUGAACCAUCACCUCCUGGCUUCACACUAUGUGGAACGGCAUUUCAACAGAGAUGGGACCACCCAGCACAGCACAGGGGCCGGGGACCAUUGCUAUUACCAGGGAAAGCUUCGGGAUAACCCAGAAUCCUUUGCUGCCAUCUCUACCUGUCAGGGACUGCAUGGAGUCUUCUCUGAUGGAAAUUUCACUUAUACCCUUGAGCCCCAAGAAGAAGCAUCCCAGGGGCCUCUCCCCCACCUCAUUCACCGGACCUCUCUUCUCCCAAUCCCUGGAUGCAGGGAACCAGGUUGUUUAUUUGCUGCCCCCUCACUUCCUGUUCCACAGGCCCUGCCCAGGCUGAGAAGGAAAAGGCAGGUCCGGCGUGGCCAUUCCACUGUCCACAGUGAGACCAAAUAUGUGGAACUCAUCGUGAUCAAUGACCACCAGCUGUUUGAGCAGCUGCGUCAAUCUGUCGUCCUUACCAGCAACUUUGCCAAGUCUGUGGUGAACCUGGCCGAUGUGCUAUACAAGGAUCAGCUUAACACUCGAAUUGUGCUGGUUGCUAUGGAAACAUGGGCAGGUGGUGACAAGAUCCAGGUACAAGAUGACCCUCUAGAGACCUUAGCUCGACUUAUGGUCUACCGACGGGAGGGACUCCCUGAGCCCAGCGAUGCCACCCACCUCUUCUCAGGAAGGACCUUCCAGAAUGCAAGAAGUGGCACAGCCUAUGUUGGGGGCAUCUGCUCCCAGUCUAGGGGAGGUGGCGUCAAUGAGUACGGCACUGUGGCAUAUGUGGCAGUGACAUUGGCACAGACUCUGGGGCAGAAUCUGGGCAUGAUGUGGAAUAAACACCGAAGUUCAGCAGGCGAGUGCAAAUGUCCAGACACCUGGCAGGGCUGUAUGAUGGAAGACACAGGGCAUUACCUGCCCCAAAAGUUCUCGCGCUGUAGCGUGGAGGAAUACAGCCAGUUUCUGCAGGAGGGAGGCGGGAGCUGCCUUUUCAACAAACCCCUCAAGCUUCUGGAUCCCCCGGAGUGCGGGAACGGCUUUGUGGAGGCGGGGGAGGAGUGUGACUGUGGCUCAGUGCAGGAGUGUAACCGAGCCGGCGGGAACUGCUGCAAGAAAUGCACGCUAACCCACGACGCCAUGUGCAGCGAUGGGCUGUGCUGUCGAGGAUGCAAGUACGAGCCAAGGGGAGUGUCCUGCCGAGAGGCUGUAAAUGAAUGUGACAUCGCAGAGACCUGUACUGGUGACUCCAGCCAGUGUCCCCCCAACCUGCACAAGCUGGAUGGUUACUACUGUGAGCAGGAACAGGGUCGCUGCUAUGGAGGACGCUGCAAAACCAGAGAUAAGCAGUGCCGGGCACUCUGGGGCCACAACGCUGCUGAUCGCUACUGCUAUGAGCGACUGAAUGUGGAGGGGACAGAACGAGGAAACUGUGGGCGAAAGGGCUCUGGCUGGGUCCAGUGUAGUAAGCAGGAUGUGCUCUGUGGAUUUCUUCUUUGUGUGAACAUCUCUGGUGGGCCUCGGCUGGGGGACCUGGGUGGGGACAUCAGCAGCAUCACCUUCUAUCAUCAGGGCAGGGAGCUUGACUGCAGGGGGGGCCAUGUAGAACUAGCAGAUGGCUCGGACCUCAGCUACGUGGAGGAUGGCACUCCCUGUGGCCCCAACAUGCUCUGCCUGGAUCACCAUUGCCUCCCAGCCUCAGCUUUCAACUUCAGCAGCUGCCCUGGCAGUGUGGGCCGAAGGAUCUGCUCUGACCAUGGGGUUUGUAGCAAUGAGGGGAAAUGCAUUUGUCAGCCAGACUGGACAGGCAAAGACUGUAGUGUCUAUAACCCAAUGCCCACAUCUCCACCCACAGAGGAGACUGAGAGAUACAAGGGUCCCAGCGGUACCAAUAUCAUCAUCGGCUCCAUCGCAGGAGCUGUGCUAGUUGCAGCCAUCGUCCUGGGUGGCACUGGCUGGGGAUUUAAAAACAUCCGCCGAGGAAGGUCGGGUGGGGCCUAAGCUCCUCUCCACCCCCUGCCUGGCGCUCACAGUCACCACCUGGAAGGGGAAAGGACACACCUGCCCUCGCCCCACCAACAGAGGAGCCAUGCCAUGCGAAAGUCUUCCUGGGGCCACACAGACAGGCCCCCAAAGGGACAGCUUGGUGGGGUGGGUCCCUGGGAUGGAUGGGCGGUGGCCCCAACCCCUGCACUACUGAGAGUGGGUGGGGCCGGAGUGUGCGUCCUGCCCCCUUCCCCCACCUCAUGCCCAGCUUUGCCUUGUGUGCACUCACCCCCUCCCCAUGUGAAUGUAGCUUCCAUCAUCACUGACUGUGCCCCAGCUGGGACUACAGGCCAGAGGGCAUCAGUGAGGGAGGGGGACAGCCACCAGCUGACACUGCACUUUGGCCCUGGGGACGCCUUGGCUGACCCUGCCUGCAAGACUGGUUCAGUCAAUAAAAUGCCAGGUCCCAGGGCCUCCACACCCAGCCUUCCAGGGGCUUUGCCCCAGGCUCUGGCUUCCUCACUUUCCCAGCCAGAGCCUAGAGGUGGCUUAAGAUGUCUGAUUUUUUUUUUUUUUAUUGAGACCUAAAUGAUGAAUGUAACCACAAGGUUGGCAGGGACCAGGGUAGCUUUUAAGGGCAUUCUGGUAUCAAGGGGGAGAAGGAAGAAAGAAAGGACAUAGGGACCCCCUAUCCUUUGAUGAAGUGGCCCCAGACAGUCCUAAUUACAAGAACAUACGUUUUCUCCAAACCUAAGGUGGAGUUUGGGGAGCAGUCCUUCCUUCUCUCUAUCACCAGUCCAAACUGGGGCUCCCCAGCCCUACUGAAACACAGGACAGGCCUGAGUGUUGAAUUUAAACCAAAGUUGCCUGGUUCUGUGGCCUUGUCCCCAGAAUGUCAGCAAGGGCCAGGGACUGGACUGGAUAUCCCAGGGAGGCACAUGUCAUGAGCUAUUUCUUCAUGGGCAGUUCUGGGACUAACUCAGGGUUUGAGUGCCCACUGGGGUGACCUUAGACGUUGUAGGCAGUAGAACCUCUUCCCUAGCAGUGGGGCCUGGGUUCGAGGUAUCCUGGGAUUGGUGCUAUGCUGGGCAUCAGAAUGAUGAGAAAAGAAAGCCCAGGUCCCCAGAGCGAUCUACAAUCCCAAGACAGGGCUUCAAGACUAACUACAUCUUCCCAGACACUCAAUUGAAUUAAUUCCCCUUCCUCCUGUCCAGGGCAGUGUUUACAUAGGUUUUUGCUGCUGCCUCUCCACCCCCACCCUUUGAACCCCAAAUGGGAGGCCUCUCUCCAUCUGGGGGGAGAGACCACCCGGGGCUCUCCCUGGACAAUCGCCCCACCUCCUUUAUGAACUUUGACCUGAAGCCGAAGAAAAUAAGGGGCGAGGGAACCUGUCCUGCUCGCCCUCUCCUAGUUUAAAUGUUUGGCCUGGGACCUGUGAAGAGGGAGACACAAAGGCCUACGCCUCCCUUCUCCACAGCUAAUACCACUCCUUCCUGAUGAAAGCUGCAGUUUUUUGCCCCUUCCAAGUGUUCUAUUAAGUCUAGGCUCCCCCAACUGGGGCAACUCUGGGGAGGGAUCUGAGGGGGGUGGGCUGCAUCCCCCUUCCCUCCCCAAACCUCACCUCAGGUGCUAGCUGGGGGAGCCUGGGGCUGCUACAUUUUGAUUCCUUCUAAGUAGCUGUGGGAAGCCUGGUGGCACCUGGCACCAGGAGGGCAGGGUCCUAGAUGCCCCUAAAUUCUAGUCGCCUCUGCCCAAGGCAGGUGUCUAUGGGUAGGAACCCAGUGACAAGCCCUGCCCAAAGCACACCUGCCCCGCUGCCCGGAAAAGUACAAGCAGGUCUAGUGAUGCCUUAUGGAGUUCCCCUGGUGGGACUGUGUGCACAUUGGUGUUGGCACAUGCCUGAACAUAAGUGUACGGCUUUGCACCUCUGCACAAAUGUGCCUCUGGGUGUGCCUGUGUGUGUGCUCGUGCAUGCACUUGUGCACUUGCACACUUGUGUGUAUGGUGUCUAUAUGUGCCCACACUGGUUGGGGGAAGGGAGAGAGAAUGUCUACCACCUCUGUGUGACCGGUAAGCCUGAUGCUCUCAGCCAUCAGCAUCCUCUCACCCCACUGCCUGCCCCCGUGGCCCCCCAGGCUGGGGCAGAGGCUGGGGAUUCCCAGAGGGUGAUGCCGCCUCCAUGCAGCAUCCUGUAAAUACACCAUUAUGGGGGGAAGGGAAGAGAGGGAAAUAAAGAUCACAUCCUGGGGCUUCCAUGGAGCUCACACUCA
Molecule: messenger RNA, 4839 nt
Organism: Dromiciops gliroides (monito del monte)
Lineage: Eukaryota; Metazoa; Chordata; Mammalia; Microbiotheria; Microbiotheriidae
Gene: ADAM11
Product: ADAM metallopeptidase domain 11
Exons: 27
Coding region: 284-2584 (766 amino acids)
Biological process (GO): proteolysis
Molecular function (GO): metalloendopeptidase activity
Source: RefSeq, a predicted model, not a curated record